GUGAGGAGGACCUGGCGGUGUGGUGGGCGGCGGCCGCGGAGCUGUGUGAGACAGCUGGUCACAGUCUUACACUGACUCCCUUCUGGAGCCCUCCACUGCUCCCUCUACUGGGUACAUUGCCCCACUUUCUCUACUAGGUAACAGUUCAAUAUUAGUCAACAAAACAUUGCAUGGAAAGUGUUCAAAGGAACUGUUUUGUACUGAUGCACCGACCUACGAGCCUACAUCGUGUGCUUACCAAGAGCGCCACUCACACACACUGCUAGACGAGCAAGUGUGUCCAUCGUCAGUGUGAGUGUGUCCUCAGAAGCGGUACGUCGCUGCUAGAUGUGAAGGUGAGGCGAGUGAACCUUGACUCCGUCGAACACACUCUUGCAGCCAGCUAUACCACCUCGCAGGUGACUUAAGAGGAAGACAUGCCUUCGAAGAAGAAACUGAAGAGCUAUUUAAAGAAAUUGACAACACCGCCCAAGGCCCAGGCGAGAAGGGAGUCGUCAGAGUCAUCCAGCCCUGGCAUCUUGGCCGCAGACUGUGAGUGGCAGGGCGACGGCUGGAGACGCCCAGGACGCUGGUCAGGUCAGUGGGACCAAGGCACGCCCUCCACACCCACCACGCCACAGUCAGUGCCUUCCACGCCUCCACCCAUGCCCGCGCCUCCACCUGAGCCACAAACCAACCUCGUCAGGAAUCCUUCAGAUAACAUCAGGAAGGACAGCCUCAAGAAUGAGAGCCCAGCCCCUUGGCGGAAAGACAGUCAAUCUAGGAAGGAAAGCCCUGGGCCAACUCACCAGCCCCUUCACACUUCUACACUUGUGAGUAUCUAAUGACCUCUUCUAAUA
Cherax quadricarinatus is the source of this 839-nucleotide messenger RNA. The record is from RefSeq and is a predicted model, not a curated record. NCBI's taxonomy places the organism in Eukaryota, Metazoa, Arthropoda, Malacostraca, Decapoda, Parastacidae.